This is a messenger RNA of Zophobas morio, 2392 nucleotides long. RefSeq lists its product as uncharacterized. The record is from RefSeq and is a predicted model, not a curated record. The transcript is spliced from 6 exons. Lineage: Eukaryota; Metazoa; Arthropoda; Insecta; Coleoptera; Tenebrionidae. The coding region runs from base 107 to 838 and encodes 243 amino acids.
AGUUCGGUCCGAAUUUGUUAACAGGUCCUCCUCCUCAUAUUUCAAAGUUGGUGAUUGAAACUCUGACAGAACUUUAUGGUUUUCGACGUCGCCUGCAAUUACUGAAAUGGGCAAAGGGGACAAACGAGGAAGUCAGCGCUCGGACAGUGGCUCGACAAACUUGGUGGGCAAGUUCACCCAGAGCGUUCGAAGGAUCGUCCAGGACGUCAAGGAUGAGGGAACCGCUAGCGGUCAGACGAAGGAGGAGGUCAUCGAAACUAAUGAGAGACUCCGGGCAGUGAGGGUCCGGUUGGACGAGUCGUACGACACUGCAAAAAAGGCCCUCGUCACCCUCAUGGGCAAGUAUAACGACAGCAAGAGCGUCCACAACAUCUUCCAGAGAUACAACUUGUUGAAAGCCAUGAUUAAGGAAGUGAUACGGUUAGAAACGCAAUAUUGGACGCUUGUCGAUAUCCCCAAGCAAGAAAAACAGGAAACAGUACCCGCCUUUGUUCUCAGGGCCUGUGCCAUCAUGGAAAAAACGCAGAAGUCCGGGGAGGGCGUAAAAACGUCGGCGAAGCUGGCCGAGGAGGCGCAGGAUAAAAGGGAAAGAAUAGAUCGCCUAGAAAACAUGACGACUUCGCAAAUCGAGGCGGAAAACACGCAGAUCACUAACGACCUCUACAGGCUCCUGAAAAAGUACUCCGGCUUGAGAAACCUCAUCCGGCAACUGAAAAUCGAGUACACCAACGCGAAAAUCUACCCCAUGGUGCUCCGCUACACGAUGCUGAAGGACAUGAUCAAGGACAUCAUGCUCCACCCCGACUACAUGGAGGUCUGCCACGAGGUGGACGCAUAGCCCAAGUCGUUCUCCUAGGUGGGAAACCGCCGCCGGAGCCUCAGACCCUAAUCUCCUCCACGCGGCACCUGGGAAACAAACGUCUUUAGCGACCUCGCUCGCCUCCUUCGACGGCUUGCUUACGACGUGCGGCCAAAUCGUCGUCGCUUUUUUGUGGAUUGUGACGAUACUCAAAGCAUCGCGUUUCGACCAACUCCGAGGCGCUUUUUUCUGUUGGCGGCGGACAAUACGGAAGUGCUGAUCAAAAGGGGCUCAAAUUCACUGCCACUAGUCGGGAAUCCGUGUCGAACAGUAGCGAUGAUUUUUUUCGUUCGGGAGGGCGCUUUGUGCGGGCAAUUAAAUUAUUUGGGAUCAUCAUGAACUGUUUUCUCAUUAAGUAACUCGGAAACGGCGCGUUUCUGUAACGAAUGCCCCAAGACUGAAGUAUUUAAUUAGAGACCUUCGUCAAAUAUUACCACCUUUGAUCUCGUUCUUUAUUUUAGGAGAAAUCGAUGACCGAGGGCACUCGCCAAUUAAACAAGCGGCAGUAAUGACGUUUGGCGCGUAGGUGCAUUUUGAGCAGGGGACUCUUUUGGCUGCAAAUUUUGACGCAGAGGGCUAUUUUAGGUGAUGCGGUGAGAGUGGAAGUCUGUGUAGAAAACGCCACUAUCAGAUAAAUGGAUAAACAUAGUAUAAACAUUUAUAGUUGUUUUUUUUUUUCAAUUUAAUUCGGACACUUUUAGUGUUGAAGACAGUGCUGCAAAUGCCGUGUACAUGCCAUUACUAUAUGAAAUUUUGUCCAGGAAAGGUUAAUAACCAGGAGCUUAAAAGCUUUUAUCACCCAAGCUGUAAAAUUUUUAUAACGAAUCAUUAUUUACUUGGUGUUUGUUCGGCACAUCCUGAUUUACGUCUUCGUCCUUCAAAGCUUCGAUUUAAUUUCCUUUCUGGACACAAAAGUCGUUUUGUAUAGAUUAACUACGCAUGUACGAGACGUACGACUAUGUGGCAAACAUAUUCGCGUUUUAUAAAUAAUAAUAACAAUAAUAGUAAUAAUAAUCAAAAAAGAUGGUAUCUGCUAUCAAAUUUGAUAUUUUAUGGUUUUGGGAGAAAAGUUUUAAAGUAAAAAAUGUUGUGUUUUAAGGACUAUAUUUCUAUUAGGUUGGUAAGAAAAAUAGAACGCUUGAAAAUUUCAAAAUUCUAAAUACCCUAAAAUAAAAGUUAUAUACAGGGUCGCUAGAAUGUAUGGAAACGGUUAAAUAUCUUGAGAACCAACUGUAAAAAUUAACUGAAAUUAGGUUUUUUUUGCUUCAUUUGUUUUCGAGAUGCUAGGCCAACUUGUUUUUUUUUUUUAAACGGCACUAAAAUAUUAUAAUUAAUGCAUGCAUAAUGGAGCUUUUUGUCUGAAUUCACUGUUAUAAUUCUCUAAAUUUAAUAAGCUCUUAAUUUUUUUUUUAAACAAUAAUUUUCGUCUUUUUUCUGCUGCAAUAAAUUUUCGUAAUACUAUUUUUUUUUAAUUAAUCAUCGAAAUGGAAGGUGGUGUGUGGGCGGGGUUUAUUAUAUGUUCUUCUCUAGAGU